AUGGUUAACAGAAAUGCAGAACUCCUUGCAUCAGCACUUUCGAUUAUAACCAAUCAAACAGUCGUUUCUCACGACGAAUAUUUAAAAAAUAAAAGUAGCGGCAUUUUAUUUAAAAAUUUAGAUAAUGAUGCUUUACACAAAUCUUCAUUGGUAGGCGGUUUGGUCUCAACUGAUUUGAAUGAUUUAGCCGUAAAACCAGAUUUUAAGAUUGAUAACCUUAUGGAUGCUGAUGACGAGGAAGACAUUCCUGCUCCUCCAAAUGGAAUGCAAAUUAUUGUUAGAGUUUUAACUGGAAAGUCUAUAAAAUUUACGAGAAUGAUUUUUGCUGGCAAACAAUUAGAGGACGGACGUACUCUUAGUGAUUAUAAUAUCAUGAAAGAUUCUACACUUCAUCUUGUUUUGAGACUAAGAGGAGGAGGAGCCAUCAGUUAUAUUAUUCCAGAGGAUGCUUUAGAUCCUAAGUUUGAUUUUGAUUUUACAUCGGUUCGUGACACUGGGCUUACGUUUAUGCGUGGAAAUUUCCAAUAUAGACGUCCAUGUGGUUGGAAUAGAAUCGCACUUCAAGUGACCAAUAAAUACGAAGAUAAUAAAUGGUUAGGUGGUGUGACACAUAAAUUCAGAUACGCAUCUGAGGCUGACGAAUGGCCUGUCAGUUAUCAUGGAACUGGAACCUUUAACGGUAAAACCAUGGCACAAGAUGCUUAUGAACAUAGUGCAGGGAAGAAUUUCCCCUAUAGUACAGGAAUUUAUUCUACACCAGAUAUCAAUGUUGCAGUUCGUUAUGCCGAAAAAUUUGUUCAUAAUGGUGCUGAAUAUCGUGUCGUAUUUCAAAAUCGAGUAAAUCCUGCAACCUUAUCGAUUCUUUCUGCUGCCGACACUAAUUGUGGAGAAUUUUGGAUUUCACCUAGAGAUACUGAUGUUAGACCAUAUGGAAUGUGCACAAAAAAGAGUUAA
Entrophospora sp. SA101 is the source of this 954-nucleotide messenger RNA. NCBI's taxonomy places the organism in Eukaryota, Fungi, Glomeromycota, Glomeromycetes, Entrophosporales, Entrophosporaceae. The record is from the annotation of a GenBank genome assembly.